Messenger RNA from Moesziomyces antarcticus, 1488 nucleotides. RefSeq lists its product as uncharacterized. Gene Ontology annotation, molecular function: chromatin binding. Gene Ontology annotation, cellular component: nucleus; pericentric heterochromatin. The transcript is spliced from 3 exons. The record is from RefSeq and is a predicted model, not a curated record. Lineage: Eukaryota; Fungi; Basidiomycota; Ustilaginomycetes; Ustilaginales; Ustilaginaceae. Gene Ontology annotation, biological process: negative regulation of transcription by RNA polymerase II; chromatin organization. The coding region runs from base 1 to 1488 and encodes 495 amino acids.
AUGCCAAAGAGCAAGCGCGCAGCCGAAGCUCAAGCCACCUCGCGACUUCUUCGCGCUCACCACAGGGAGCAGCACCGCAACAUCUGCAGCUCAACACAUCUUGCAUAUCCACCAACCCGCGCCUCUUCUCCAGGCGCAUCACACUGCCCAAUUCACACCAUCGACGACAAACACAAUCGUAUCUGCGAAACCACACCGUGCGACACGCGCACCCAUCUACACUCACUUAAACGACGGCAACUGCACCACGGUAAAGCUGUCAAGCUGUUUUCCGCACUCGUCAGCGCUGUCUCUACUCUUCGUAGCAAGCCGGCUGCGCCAACUCAGCAGACCCGCCGAGCUAUCGAGACCUCCUCCGCAGCGUCUUCGGAAUCCCCCGCACCUUCUCUGAUCAUGGCGGUCACCCCUCGCAGCAGGACCGCUUCGGCAAACGCCUCGCCUUCCAAGUCCAACGGGCGCAAGCAGCCCGCCAAAGUCGCCAUCGACUUUUCGGACGAGGAUGACUCUGCAGGAACCCCGAGCAGGAAGACUGGCAACGCCAAGGCCAAAGCCAACGCGAAAGAGCCUAUUGAGAUCGCAGACGACGACGAGGAGGUCGGCGAAGGCGAAGGCGAAGAAGAAUACGAGAUUGAAGAGGUGCGGGGUCAUCGUCAAAAGAAGGGCAAAGAAGCAUACAACAUGGAAUACCUCAUCAAGUGGAAAGGCUAUGCAGACAGCGAAAACACGUGGGAGCCAGAGGCGCAGCUUCCCCAAGAUUUGGUCAACGCGUACUGGAAGAAGCAGCCUUCCAAGUCGCAGCCCAAGAAGUUCGAAAAGCGCAUGUUGCAAGAGAGCGAGGACCAGGAGAGCGAGGACGACAUCGAGCCCAUCGAGGCGGACAGCGACGAAGACCAAUACGUCAAACAGUCGAAGCGAGGCUCCGCAGCCAAGGCCAAGCACUCAGUAUCACCCAAGCGCAACGGCCGUGCAAGCAGCAGCACGGGCUCGAAGCGCUCGAGCCCUUCCAAGUCAGCCUCGGGCAGCGCGCGUGGCGCCAAGAAGCGACGAACCUCUUCCUCCGGCCGCGGUCGCCGUGCGUCUUCGUCGGACGACGAUCAGUAUUCCGAAGACGACGAGGAUGACGAGGAGGAAAGCGACGAGGAGGACGAGAGUGUUCUGGAGAAGGAGCACACGGCGCUCAACAGCAUCCGCACCAGGUUCUUGAAAUACUUUGUCAAAGAGAAGGAGGACUGGGAAGACGAGGUGGAGGGCGUCCUCAACAUGCAGCGAAACCCUGAUGACGAUGAGCUGCGCAGCCAUUUGCAGUUCCGCAACAACGACCACUGGCGCAAGGCCAUGAGCAAGAUGAGCUUCGGCCACAAAUACAUCGACGAGGGACCGCAGAUCUGGGUGGCCAACAAGACGGCCAACGAACGCUGCCCGCAGAAGGUCAUCAAAUUCUACGAGACGCACCUCCGCUUCGCCGACACGCACAAGGCUGUCCGCUAG